AUGCGCUCAAACACUGCUUUCGUGCUAGCCACGCUCGCCAUCGGCCAGGCCUCCGCCGGCGCCCUCAAACACCGCAGCUUCCACGCCCGUCGCAGCAACAUCGCCCAGGACAAGGUUGAAAUCGACGUUAGCAAACGUGAAGCCAUCAACUACGAUGUCUCCAACGUCGACUGGACCAAAGCCCUCGAGCACGUCGACUGGUCCAAGGUCAACUACGGCGCCUCGUCCUCCGCCCCCGCGCCCUCGUCCGUCGUCGUACCCUCGUCCGUCGCUGCACCCUCCUCCGUCGCUGCACCCUCCUCUCCCGCCGUCGCCGUCUCCUCCGUGGUCUCCGUCGCAAAGGCGAAGGCAGAAUCGACCCCGACGCCCACCAGCGCGCCCGCCUACACGCCCUCCUCGUCCUCCCCCGCCGCGGCCUCUUCCACCGCAGCCUCGACCCCCUCCCUCACGGGCGCCAUCCUCGAAGCCGCCGACAAGGCCAAGCUCCUUGCCCUCGGCUUCAUCGGCGUCGGCCUAAACGAGGGCGCCGCCUCGGUCGGCAGCGCCGGGCCCUACAUCGCCGACGUGUCCAACGAGUCGGGCGAGGACCUCAUCUUCGUGUGCUGGGCGGGCGCGACGUCGUGGGUGAACGCGCACGUGCCCGCCCUGACCAUCUCCAUCGCGUCGGGCAGCUCCAAGAGCGUGUCCUUCACCGAGUCCUUCUCGGGCGCGUGCUCGGCCGUGUACGAGGACACGGAGCUCGUCAACGGCCAGGUCAGCAACACGUGGCUGGAGGCGACGUUUGGCGCGUGGGGCACCUACGACGUGUCGCGCGAGGUCAACAUGAGCGGCCACUCCAUCUCGGCCGUGGGACCGACGUGCACGUCGGACAUGGAGACGUGCGUGUUUACGUGCAACAGCGGCAACAGCUGCAUGGCGGCGGGCAGCUACUCGCUGAAGAACUGCGGCAAUGGGGCUGUUGGCACGGCGAGCGAUGGGGGUGCGAGCGGUGGGUGCCAGGGGCUUGGGAGUGGGGCGACGAUUAAGGUUACCUUGUCGUAG
Mytilinidion resinicola is the source of this 1041-nucleotide messenger RNA. RefSeq lists its product as uncharacterized. Bases 1 to 1041 code for a protein of 346 amino acids. NCBI's taxonomy places the organism in Eukaryota, Fungi, Ascomycota, Dothideomycetes, Mytilinidiales, Mytilinidiaceae. The transcript is spliced from 2 exons. The record is from RefSeq and is a predicted model, not a curated record.